UGAAGAGGGUGGGGGGGGGCACACACACAGAACCAGACAAACUCUUCAGAAAUGGGUGGGUGGGAUAUAUAAAGGCUCUCAGAGAGAAGGAGAAAAAGAAGUCAAGCAACCGUUCGGGUGUCGCACCUCUUUUCCACAAUGAGCGUGUUUAUGGCUGAGUGUACACAUGGAGGUCAUAGACAAGCAUGCGGUCUCCACCACAGAGGAACUAACUUUUAAAGUUUUUGAAUUUGUAUUUUUUUUAAAGGAAUAACAAUUUGCUGGUGGAGGGGAGCUGCAGCCUACGGUUUUCUGAACCUGGACAUGGUGUUUGAUUCAAAGGUUUUUUUACGGUUGAGUUGUUUUCUUGUCUGAGAACUUUUUACAUCCGCAACGGGCAGUCAAGGGCUGACUCUUAAUUUCAGGAAGGAAUUCAACAAAGGCAGAGAUUUUCUCCUUCUUGGCUGCCAGGUCUCUGAGUGUUAUUAAGCAACCCUUUCUCUUUUUGGAUCAAUCAUCGAUUUGCUGAGGCAAAAAUGGAUUUAUCAUUUUUAGUUGAUAAAGAAUACAAUCAGACUUAUUUGGAGGAACGUUCUUAUUUAGCAGACAAUAUUGAUGGCUUUGGCAUCACCAUGGCUAUACUGUACUUGGUGGUGUGCAUCCUUGGACUAGCUGGAAACACCCUUGUCAUUGUUGCUAUUUUGAAAUUGGACAAAAUGACGUCUUCCACAACAGUGUACAUUUUGAACCUAGCGGUAGCCGAUGGACUUUUCAUGGUCGGGCUUCCCUUCAUAGCGAGCCAGAACUUUCAAAAGCACUGGAUAUUUGGCGACAUGGCGUGCAAAGUGGUUAUGGUUCUGGACGGCAUUAACCAGUUCACCAGCGUCUACUGUCUCACGGUGAUGAGCAUCGACCGCUACAUGGCUCUGGCUGACCCGCUUCGAUUUGCUCGCUGGAGAACGCCACGCAUUGCCAAGAUAGUUUCAGCAUUUCUGUGGCUAUUCUCACUCAUCACCAUCCUUCCAAUGGCGCUACACUUCUCAUCGAUAGGGGGCCAGUGUAUACCCAACCUGGUAUCAGAUGCCUGGUGGCUUGGCACCUUAACUUACACCUUCUUCACAGGGUUUGCCUUGCCAUUUAUGGUCAUGACAGUAGCCUACACAGCACUGUUGCUAACACUGCGGUCCAAGCGAAUUAGAGCAAUUGCGCCGCACAAACAGAACCAAAGGCUGGAACGGCAGGUCACCAAAAUGGUGGUGGCAGUUGUGGCGGUGUUUGGAAUGUGCUGGCUGCCUUUUUACACCUUUAACUUCUGCUCCCUGUAUCAAAGUGACCUGGCCCAAACCUUUGCCAAAGCUUUUGAGUUUGUGGUAUUGCUGUCAUAUUCAUGGAGCUGUGCUAAUCCCAUCCUGUAUGCCUGCCUCUCUGACACCUUCAAGGGGCACUUCCGCACCCUCCUUUGCCAAGGCAACAAUUUAUAUCCAAGCAUACACAACAACACUGAACAGUAUGACUUACAUGACACCGGUGUGCAGGAUGUGAACAUUUUGGCAUAGAGAAAAGACAAAAACUCACACACUGAUUUACUUAAUUUGCCAUGAUGAUUUGCCAAUUUGUCAUGACUGAUACCUUUCAUAUUCUUUAAACAUAUUUAACUGUUGGAUUGUUUGUUGACGCAUGAACUCAAAUGAAGUCUUUCUACACUAUAGUUUAGAUACAGUUAUUUUAAGGCUUGUAACAACUGUCACUUAUUAGGUGUGGUACGGCACACUGAAGUAACAACCUUCAUUCAUAAAUUCCACAGCAAACAUUUUGACUGGUAAAUGACUGCAGAAUUUUAGGCUUCUGUUGAAAAACAUAAAGAGCAACAGCUUUAACAGGGGGCGCCAAAUUUAAUGCAAACCCACAAGUUCCCCAUAGGAGCUUUAACUUGCAGUGUAUUGUUGUAUAUCUAGAAGUCAUGUUGGACUGAUUCUAUUAUUCAUGAUUAUGUCCUUUUCUGAUGCAAUAUGCCAUCCUUUUUGACUGUAUGUUGACUUUUAUGUUCACAUGACAUCAGCUCCGUUCAUUACUGUCUGAAAUGCAGGUUACAAGGAUUACAUUUAGGAGACUUGUGUUGACCAUAUUACGCUUUUCUUCCUGUGAAAAUUAAAGUUUUUUAUAUCCUAUUCCUUCGGAAUUGUCCAGAAUCCUUUUUAAAGGUCACAUAUUAUCCUCCUUUUCAACCAGUCUAAAUAAGUCUCAAAGCUCCCCAAAACAUGUCUGUGAAGAUUUUUGUUCUAAAUCCACUCUGAUCCUGUAUUUAUUCAUGUCUAUAAACCCCUCUAUUUCAGCCCUGCUCAGAACAGACUGUUUCUGUGUCUGUAGCUUUAAAUGUAAAUGAGCUGUGUCUGACCAUGCCCCCUCUCUGGAAGGGCUUGGGUGGCAUGGCUUCCUCACUCCAUGUCCAAUUGCUUACAGUGAGAAGGCAGACUCAGAGGGCAGAACAAAAACCUUGCUUUGGUAGUGUCACCCAACUGGAGGAAGGUUUACUGCUGUUUGUGAUGUCACAAGGGGAACAUCUCCAAAUGGCCUGUCUGAGCACACAUUUUCUGAAAAGUGGAGCAGGCGAAAGACAGAGAGGAUGGACUUUUCUCAUAAUUGGAGGGUUUGUAGACAGACUAUAGGAGCACAUAUUAGUUUUAGAAAAACCUGGUAAAGUGUAUUUUGCAUAAUAUACUUUAAGGCAUGUUGAUCAAAAUCACAAGACUGGAAAUUUCUUUUUGUUGAUCAUUUUAUCCAAUUUGUCCUUCAGCUUUUUUGAGAUAAAAUGUGUAAAUAGAUUGUAAAUAAAUGCAGGUGACUGAGAAUUUUUUGUUUUUGUGUUUUUCAGUACUAAGGAUUGA
Molecule: messenger RNA, 2864 nt
Organism: Labrus mixtus (cuckoo wrasse)
Lineage: Eukaryota; Metazoa; Chordata; Actinopteri; Labriformes; Labridae
Product: somatostatin receptor type 2
Exons: 1
Coding region: 516-1535 (339 amino acids)
Biological process (GO): regulation of insulin secretion; neuropeptide signaling pathway; cellular response to glucocorticoid stimulus
Cellular component (GO): membrane; neuron projection
Molecular function (GO): neuropeptide binding; somatostatin receptor activity
Source: RefSeq, a predicted model, not a curated record